Molecule: messenger RNA, 4464 nt
Organism: Alosa sapidissima (American shad)
Lineage: Eukaryota; Metazoa; Chordata; Actinopteri; Clupeiformes; Clupeidae
Gene: lonrf1
Product: LON peptidase N-terminal domain and ring finger 1, like
Exons: 12
Coding region: 143-2428 (761 amino acids)
Molecular function (GO): protein binding
Source: RefSeq, a predicted model, not a curated record
ACAACGUUUUAUGUAACGUGUAGACCAGAGAGGUUCGGCAACAGUUCCAGCUGGCUCUCAUGCUGUAUUGUACAGAGAUGGCUAAACAAUUUGUAACAGAAUAGAAUAGCUGGUAUCAGACGCUGUAUGUCACCGCUGAACAAUGUCUCUCCAGGCUCCCGAAGAAGAAGACCCGUUGAAGGAGAAAGGGGGAUUUUUCAUAGCGCCCGAAAGCGACUUCGAUUGGGACGAAGAAGAGGACCAUGUAGAUCACCAGAGACUCAUUUUAUUAAAAGCUGACGCUUUGGCGUCAGAAAACCGUCUUAAAGAAGCCGUCGAUAUAUUUUCUAUGGCUUUGAGGUAUGGUUCUGUACGACCAGAUCAGCUCACUACCUUGGUGGAGUGCAUUCUGCGGAACUUCAAGAAAAAGGUUGAGGAGGAAACGCCUUCGAUUUUGAUAAACACUCAUCAGGCAGGUGCCGAGGAUGACAUCUUCAACUGCCCAGGAUGUCACGUAUUUCUUGGCGAACCUGUCACGGUCAUCUGUGGGCAUUCUUACUGUAGGAAAUGUUUACAACUGGGCAUUUUCUCUAAAUGUAAGGUGUGCAAUGAGGACUUAAGGAUAAGGCCAGGACUGUGCCGAACAAAUGUGAUUCUCAACGGACUUUUCGAAAAAUGUUUCCCCGAUGAAAUGAAAAGGUCUAAAACGAUAACUGAGACAGAUUGUUUAAUCAGAGCAAAAAAGUUUGAAGAGGGUCUUGCAUUAGCUAACAGUGUAAUAAAUACGGACCCUGGUGAUGUUCGUGUCCGUGCUUCCCGUGCCGAUGCCUUGGUGGGGCUGGGGCAGCAUCUGAAGGCCCUGGAAGAUCUGGACAUUUGCUUGACCUCUGCCCCCUCACCAGAGGGCUAUUACCGUAAGGCCAAGGUCUUGCAAGAGAUGGGUGAGGUCGAUGAAUCACUUCAAGUCUUCCUGCACUGCCUGGCUUUGGAUGAAAACUUCUGUCAAGCCAAGCGGGAAGUAGAGCUGAUCCUCCAUAGCCUGCUGUCUCCGGCCUGUGACAGUGUGAAGGUUGGCCUGCGUGACACGGCCCAUAACACCUCCCAGCACCUGCGCAGCAAGGCCCAGGUGUCAGACCUCUCCCAGGAGAAGAGUCAUUCCCAUGCUCCAGUGCAGCAGCAGCAGGUCCCCUGCUCCCCUCAGCGUCAGGCACCUCUCCGGGCCGCUUCUGCCCACCCCCAUCCAGGCCCUCCUGAGAAGGCGGGUCGGUCUGAGAGUCUGGAGCGGUCAGGCCUGAGCCGAGCUCACUCCCUACGCACCCACGGUGGGAUCGGAGAGGAGGGCCUGAAGCGGGUCUGCUCCGCGCCCCAGUUAGGUGACCAGGAAAAGGCCUUACUGCUCAAAAGGAAGUUGUCAUCAUCAGGAGCCGGAUCGUCUGUUGUCCACAGCGGAGCCAACAAGCAUAAAAAGCAAGGAGUGACCGCAAGUGCUCGCGGUAGCAGAACCUCCCCUACCUCCCACAGGACUCUGAGCAGGGACUUGCUGGACCCCAAUGACUUUGAGUGCUCCCUCUGUAUACGAUUGUUCUAUGAGCCAGUGACGACACCCUGCGGCCAUACCUUCUGUAAAAGCUGUCUGGAGCGCUGUUUAGACCACACACCUCAGUGCCCCCUCUGCAAAGAGAGUCUGAAAGAGUAUCUUGCCGCUAGAAAAUACAACGUUACAAGUGUCCUGGACAGUGUAAUAAAGGAGCACCUAUCAGAAGAGCACUCGGAGAGGGAGAUGGUCCACGUGGAGGAGACCAAAGAGCUGUCUGACCUGACGAAGAAUGUGCCCAUCUUUGUGUGCACCAUGGCCUAUCCCACAGUGCCUUGCCCACUGCACGUCUUUGAGCCGCGCUACCGCCUCAUGAUCCGCCGCUGCAUGGACACGGGCACACGCCAGUUCGGCAUGUGCAUCAAUGACUCCCAGAAGGGGUUUGUGGACUACGGCUGCAUGCUCUUGAUCCGGAGCGUCCACUUCCUUCCUGACGGACGCUCAGUGGUGGACACCAUCGGGGGGAAGCGCUUCCGUGUGCUUUCCCGCAGCAUGAAGGACGGAUACUGCAUUGCUGACAUACAGUACCUAGAAGACACCAAGGUGAGUGAUGGCGAGGAGCUGCUCAAACUGCAGGAGCUGCACGAUCAAGUGUAUGAGCAAGCCUGCACCUGGUUCCAGAACCUCAAAACCAGAUUCCGCAACCAGAUUCUACAGCACUUUGGGCCAAUGCCUGAGAGAGAAGCAGACAUCCAGGCUACUCCUAACGGGCCGGCGUGUUGCUGGUGGCUGCUGGCGGUGCUGCCGGUGGACCCGCGCUAUCAGCUGUCCGUGCUCUCCUUGCCCACGCUACGCGAGCGCCUGCUUAAGAUCCAGCACAUCCUCACCUACCUGCAGAGCAUCCCCAACGAAUAGAGCUUCCAGACGCCGCCACGCACACACACACACACACACACACACACAUACUGUACACGCACACACACGCACAUACACGCACACACAUACACACACACACAUACUGUACACGCACAUACACACACGCACAUACACACACACACACGCACGCACAUACACACACGCACAUACAGACACACGCACAUACACACACACAUACCAGGCAAGAGACAGAUUUCUCAGCGUCAGACAGCCGACUUGUGCCCGUCCGUCUGCCCUGUCUUGGCAUGGUCCGAUGUCUGGGGAUGAUGGAGUGAUGGCAGAUGACCUCCUUGCAGCAGCUGCAGCAGCCUCGGACGUGGAAACUGAGACACUACCAGCACCAACACUUACCCAACACACACCAUCUUCUGAUGUCUCUCUCUCAUGCUGACUAUUCUUCUUUCCUGACCUCUCCCUUCUUCCCCCUCUCUUUCAGACUCCUCUCUCUCUCUCUCUCUCUCUCACUCUGAUCAGUCUUCAUGCUCUGAUAUUUCUCUCUCGGACUGUCUGCAUGUACAUCAGUGGCAAAACAUUUAUGCCAGCACAAGCACUCUGUCAAAUCAUGUCCAUUUGACUGUCUAGGAAUGAGCUUUUCUGUCAUGGCCCAUGGUGGGCCAAGCAACAGAAAGGCAUGUUGGUCUUCAUAGUCUCAAUUUCAGGGACUUAGCUAUGUGUGUUACCCCAGAUGUGUGCCUGUGUUACUUUUAGGGUAGAUAAGUCUCGGAAUAUCCUGAAUGCUGAGGGAAUGCUCAAAUCCCAUUCUUCCUUAAUUCUCCUAAUUAAGGAUAGGUGAGAAAGUAAAGCAGAUCCAUAAACUUUCUUUUUUGAAAACACGGUGGGGAAAAGAAUGCAAGAAACAAAGUGCCGGUUUACAAAACAAAAAGAACACAACUUUUUACGAAUCUUAAUCUUCCAAGCGUCAGGCCUCUUCUGUCACUAAGUUUAUUACGCCGAGUACGCACAAAGCGGCCACCCCAUAGCUACGGGUUGGCCACAAAUCCACUACUUUGUUGACAGAGGGAAACAAAGUGUGAUUGGAGGAGGGUACAUUUGACCCAUGAUUUUAUUUGUUUGUAUUUUUUCUGUUGGUUUCCAUGACCGCCAAGCAUAUUGAUCAUUAAAAAAAAAAGAAAAGAAAUUAAAACCACAAACACGCACAAUGCACCUGCAUCCACCUGAUGAACUGUGAUGGGCAGAAGGGGAUUGCCAUUACCACAUGGCGGUCCAGUCUCUGGAACCAAUAGGGACGAACGGUGUCUCAAAAUCCGAGCCUCUGUCCACUCAGCAGACGCAGGGGUCAUAGUUAGAUAGAUGGGCUGGGGUGGUUGACUCUGUAGGCUUGGGUGUAAGCAGGAGCUCAGCUUCAGUUGAGUUGUAAGGAUAUAUAUCGUUCUUUGAUUCACAAAACUAUCUUUGAGAAAUAUGUUGUCCUUCUAAGCCAAAAGUCCUAGUACCUGGUCAGUCCAAUGUCAAGCAAGAAGAAAUCUGUUUUGUAAGGUGGAAGAUAUACCUGUAUUAUGACCACGUGUUUGCGUUGGAACUGAGCCGAGAGGCAACGUGCAGUGUUUUGAUGGGCUUGCAAAAACUGAACGAAUCUUUUAUCUGGAGUCUUGUUUCUCUGACGACCCAGUGGGACACCUGACAUUUUUGCCUUACAUCACACUCGCAUUCUGCCACGUUGGCGCAGGGCAUCAGCAUCCCUCAACCUUUUUUUCUGUUCUGGCUUUGCAUUCCUUUUGCUGGAGUUAAUCAUUCUGGUGUUAUUUUACUUCCAGUCGCCAUCUUGUGGCCAAAUCAGUGUGUACAGAACAUUGAAGGGAAAAAAAUGAGAAACAGAAAUAAAAAUAAACAAAUGUCCAGUAAACUGCUCUGUUGUAUUUAAAUCAUUUGUACAAAGUAGUAAUCAACAGAUUGUUUUUUUUUUUGUUUUUUUUGAAAAUAUCUCACUUUUUUCUGCUUGCAUAUUUAAGUUAUUAAUUUUCAUUAAUAAAAGCUAUUUUUUCACCAUGUCCUUA